AUGAUCGUUUCCCUCCACCCGCUCGCCGCCAUCAUCUCAUGUCAUAAAAUCCAAACCCCCUCCCGUUUCCCCAAACCCGCGCACAAUUCCAAUCUCCCCGCCUCCCCCCUCCGGAUCCAGUCCUCCGCCGCUGACGCCAACCAUCCAUGGACCGCCGCCUCCGCUCCCCGGCGCGCCGCCCCGCGGCGGCGCCAGCGCCAGCAGCUCGCGGGCAGCGGCGGCGGCAGCCCGCACCGCUUCCUCCGCCCGGGCGCGCUCGCGCGGCUCCGCGACUCCAGGGUCCUGGCGCGCUCCCUCCGCUGCGCCGCGCGGGCGCGGCCGCCGCUCCCGCCGCCCUCCUCCUCGCCUCCCCGCUCGCCCGCGCCGCCCGCGGCCGCCGCCUGGGACGGCGUGCCGUGCUUCCUCGGGCCGGCCGCGAGGGGGAUGCGCUACCCGCUGCGGAAGAAGCUCGCCGCCGCCCGGGCCGUGGUGUUCCUGCCCCCGCCGGAGGUCGCGGAGGCGCUCGUGGAAGCGUUCGCGCCGCCGGCGGCGUCGCCGGACGUGGUCGCCGCGCACUGA
Molecule: messenger RNA, 558 nt
Organism: Miscanthus lutarioriparius
Lineage: Eukaryota; Viridiplantae; Streptophyta; Magnoliopsida; Poales; Poaceae
Source: the annotation of a GenBank genome assembly